AUGCCAAACACGCGCUCGGGCAACAAGACUGCGAAUUUCAAAGCCUACUUUUCGAAGAAGGCCGCGCCUCACCAACAGCACUUCCCGCACUGGCGAAAGGUUGUGCGCCGCCCCGACCCGCACGAUGACGGUGGCAAGAAGCAGAUGAAGUUUCUGCCGGAGAUGAUGCGGAGGAGGAGCACGGUGCAGGAUUCGGACGAUGAGGGCGGAGAGUCGGUGGAAGACGAGGACGUGGAGGAGGUGCAGAGAAAGAGGGCAGGGAAGAAGCGCAACAGCGACGUUAUGUGUGAGAUGGUGAAGGUAGAGGAGGAUAGCGAGGAGGACCCUGUGCAACAGACACCGAAGCGGAGACGGAAGGAUGCGCUGGUUGAUACGGCGCAGCGAUCUACAAAGCGAAGACGAGCCGCUGCUGCUGUUGCGCAAGUGCCUGAAAGCGAAGCCAGCGACGAAACCGAGCAGGAAGUAGCACCCAAGCCGAGGCUCCGCAGGCAGUCUACUAUGACACAAAUUGUGGAUGGGCGCUCGCCUGGGCCGGGAUCGAUCGAGCCAGAUUUCAAGCCCUUCAAGCGGACGCCACGGACAAGCUGGGGUGGCAAGGGCAACAAAAAGGACACAAAGAAGGAUGUGAAGCAGCGAACCUUGACGCAGAUGGUCCAUACUAUGACUCCACUGGUCCUGGACUCUGACGAAGAGGUUGAAGGAAGCGAAACCGAUGAAGAGGUGGAUGCCGCUUAUCACAGCUUCAUCUAUGGGAAUGAAGAAGAAGCAGGUGCUGAGCGGCAUGCUCCGGCUGAAUUUGUCGAGGAAGGAACAUUAUCAAUUGUCGAAGGAUCAUUUCAAGUCGCGGAAGAUGACAGCGGCGAAGACGAAUACCAGCCUACACAGUUCAUCGAGGCGCCUGCUAAGAAAUCGAGACGCACGCCUCUCCGAUCGUCGAUCCGCCUUCGAGACACCCCAGCUUCCAAAUCUCCGGCAAGCGCGUCCCCUAAGACUCGGUUUGGACUCUUAUCCACGCCUGAAAAACGCGGCGUGUUCGAGAUUGCGUCCUCGCAGUCACCACCCGAAACCCUGCUUUCCACCCAGAACACCCCACAAAGAUCUGGUCGACGACCGCUGAAGCCACGCUCUGUAAAUGUGCUGAGAAUGGCAGAAACACCAUCCAAGCGAGGAGCAGAUAUACCAUCAAAGCGCAAGCAAGUUACCUUCCAAGACGGCCCGCAGGAGCAGAUACCACCUCCCGCGUUGAGGAAGUUUGCAAGCACGAUUCCAGACUCUGAGGAUGAGCUUGGAGACCUCAGCGAAAGCGACGGUCAAUUUGAUGUUGAUGGUGUCAGACAGGACACACAAGCGCGACCACGAGAUGCGAACGGUCUGAUCAGCGGAGCCGACAUAGGAGAAGAGACUCAAGCUAUGCUUCUCGACAUUGACCGGGCAUGUGCGAACCCACCGCGAAAUACUGUGCAGGCAGGCAGGGAAAAGUCGGAAGAACUUGGAGAGCCGAUCGACCGCUACGAUGCUGAGGCCUCACAGGAGCUUGGACUACAAUCGCCGUCUCAUCCAGCAUCAUCAAGUACUAAUGAGAAAUCUUCGGAGGUGUCUGAACUACCGCCCCUGCCUUUCUCCUCACCCAAGCCGUGCGAGCUUGCGGCUGCGAACGAAGAGCCUGGUUUGUUUACUGACAACCCCACUACGCCAACCACUGUACAUCAGCUCCCGUCCUCACCACCAAUCAAAGACUUCAGGACACAAUCGCCAACUAUGAUGUUUGCCGAAGAUGAAACACCAGAAGAAGCAGAUGAGCCAGUUACCGCGGUUGCCUCGCAACCUUCGACACCUACCAAGCAGCUCAGAUCAUCACCAGUCGAGGACUUCAGAACCAAUUCCACCAUCCCCAUGUUCGACGACGACCAACCAUCCGAAGACCUCGACGACGUCCCAACCGCAACACCAGCAGCCCUACGCCACCCCGACAUACAAGUCUUUCGCUCACCGCCAGCCCACCUCCGUCCCGAGCCCUCCCACUCCAGCCAAGCAGAGCAACAACUCCACUCCGAAUACCAGACAUACUCACAGUACCGCCGCCCCGCCCCCUUCCCCUCAAGCAUGCAUGUCGCACACGACUCGCACUACAGCUACCAGGCAACGCCACGGCCCCUUCCCAAGGUCCAUUCGACGCAGUUCCUCCCGGACAUGCACUUCAGCCACGUCAGCCAAGCUACCACCGUAGGUCCGACGCAGAUCUCACCGAAGACGACACCACAGAAGCCAAAAGUAAAGAUAGAGCACAUGUUCCCGCGCAGCGCGACGCAGACGCCGAAACGACACCGGCAAGACAGAAGCGCGACGACGACGCCCAAGUCGCUGCGGGCAUUCGGCUUGCCGAUGAGCAGCCCCGACGCGAGCCAUCCGCCGCCGACGCUGUUUAUUCCGAGUAGUUUCCCUAGUCCGGCGAGGGUCACGAUGGACGGGUGGAGUAGUCCUGUAUUCGAGAAAUAUGCUGAGGGCGAGAGUCAAUGGGGGGUGGGGAGCUUGGAUGAGUUUAGCAUUCCGGCGCCGCCGCCGGAAGAGUGGGUUGAAGAGGAUGAGGAUGGGGAGCUGUAGAUGUGG
Messenger RNA from Paraphaeosphaeria sporulosa, 2607 nucleotides. RefSeq lists its product as uncharacterized. The record is from RefSeq and is a predicted model, not a curated record. Lineage: Eukaryota; Fungi; Ascomycota; Dothideomycetes; Pleosporales; Didymosphaeriaceae. The transcript has a single exon. Bases 1 to 2601 code for a protein of 866 amino acids.